This is a messenger RNA of Didymodactylos carnosus, 8738 nucleotides long. The record is from the annotation of a GenBank genome assembly. Lineage: Eukaryota; Metazoa; Rotifera; Eurotatoria; Philodinida; Philodinidae.
AUGUCACGUCCGGUGCGGAGAAACAGGCCGUAUUUACCAGAUGUUUAUGUACAGGAGCCUAAGCAAAAAGAGGAUGAACUUAGUGCUGAAACAGUCAAAAAUGGAUUUACAUUCAAAUAUAUAGAUUUGGCGUUAGAACAUGACGGUUUCAAAGGAACUGAUUUUAAACAAUCUGAAGAUGACAUACUGAAUUUAUUUCGCCAUAUUCUAACGAAGAAGGAUGAAAAUAAUACCAUUAAUGAUUUAAAAAAGAAGUUCCCAUUGAAUACAAAAGAUAACUUUUGGCCGGUAAUGGCUGCACGUACACAAAAACGUUUCGAAACUUGGAUGUCAGCAUUAGCAUCCACGGAACCUGUUAAUAAAUUAGCAAAAUCGGUACCAACAUUUUUGAAAAAAGAAGAUGUAUUUCAACAUUUAUUUGAGCAUAAUGUGGCAUUAUUACGGGCUGGAUGGUAUAUUAAAAUGUUAGCACUCUAUUACAGUUCAAAUAAUGAUUCAAAACAAAAAAAGCGUCAUGUACCAACGGAUCCAUGUACAGAAUGGACAAAAGCGAUAAUCGAUAUAUUAAAAGACGUGUUUGAACGUUUAAUUAAAGACAAUCAUUCUCAAACAUCGAUAUCGGAAUUGAAUACACCAUCAGCAAUCAACCUGGACUCAGAACAAAUAAAUGGUCCCAAUUCAGUUCCAACAACAGUCGGAUCAUUGACACCUCAAUAUGGUCCGUCUACUCCCCAAAUGUUACACUCAUCUAUUCUCUCACAACCGUCAGCAUCACCAACACAAACACCAACAAUUUCAGUCUAUCAAAAUACAGCAGAUAAAACAAGAAGACAAUGGGAUUAUUACAAUCGAUUGUUGAGGGUACUUUUUGAUCAAGGUCUUUUAGAUCGUCAAAAUAUUGUUGAAUGGGUUGUUGAUACGUUUAUUGAUCGAAUUAAACAUGCCGAUGAUCAUAGUCUACGUUAUGUUGUGCCUAUUGUUUUCCAGUAUAGUAGUGAAAUUUUAGAAUACGAAAUAUUUUCGCGUAAAAUUUCUUAUUAUUGCUGUACAAGAAUUGGAGAAGUGUACAAUGACUAUGUCGCUUCGAAUUUAACACAAACGACGCUACAAACCACUUUUUCAAAUUUGAUGACAUGUCCUAUGCAUCGUUUAAUUAUUGGUUCAUUAUCGGCUAUCGUUCAGUGUAUAACGUUACGUUGUCCAGCAGCUCUAUUGUAUAACGCACCACUCGAUGAACAACAAAAACCGGACACCUUAUUAAAAUAUAGUUCACCACUAGAUUUUUUACCAUGUUAUCCAUCACAAUUGCCAUUACCAGCAGGUAUUGAUCAAUCAGAAACAAAACAAAUGUUAACACAAGCUGAAGAUGAUUUAAGAGCGAGAAGUUUAGCAAUUGAACAUAAAUGGUCCACAGAUAAACUACAAAGUGUAUCAGGUCAAGCCAUUUCACGUGUAUUAUAUGUGUUAGAAGUACUUGAUGAAUUUAAAGAAGAACGAUAUUUACUUGAAAAUGUUUAUAGUAAAAUUUAUCCUAAUUCAGCGUCAAAAGAAUUAUUGACACCAGAACUUGAAACAGCUAUUGUACAUUUGAUGUGUGACUGGGCAAUAACGACAUGUCGAGCGGGUGUUUAUAGAGCAUUCUUUGUUGCUAGACUAUUAGAAAAACGUCAAGCAGAAAAAAAAUUGAUUAGUCAACAGCAAUUAAUUAAUACUUCUGAUGAAAAAGAAUCUGACUAUCUGAAUUCAUCGACAUUAGUUACAAAUCCAUUUCAAAGUGCAUUGACAGAAUAUCUAUUAAAACAAGCACCAACUCUAAAUGGAAAUAAUGAUGCAGAUAUCUCAUUUGCUACAUUGGUGAUGUUGUUUUCUGAAUUAAUUCGUCUUAAUAUAUUUUCAUCAAAACAAUUUAUGUGCAGUAUUGUUUCGCAUGGGCUCGUAUCAUUAAUCGAUCAUCAAGACGAAAAUCAACAACAAAACCAUCAACAACAGCAACAUCAUCAUCAUCUUCCUACUAAAACUUUUCCAUUAGCUCCACCACCACCACCUUUAUCUUCCUCUUUUCAUCCAUCUCAACCUCAAUUAUCACAUUUUGUUCCAGCAAAUAAUAAUUCUUUACUAGCAAAAUCGAUGUCAUAUAAUUCUGUUAAAAGUGAACCGGAGGAUCAUAAACCAGAUAUUAUGAGUGUACUUCAAAGACGUACAUCUCAGUCGACGGUUCUUGAUCUUGACCAAAUGGAUAACAAUCAUACAAAUACUGAUUAUUCUACAACAAGACAAAAACCUGCAAAUAGAUUGAAUAUCAAUGCAAAUCCAAAUAAUGAUUCAACACCGUCGAGUGAUAAUAACAUAUUGAAAUAUCGACGAUAUCAACUUUUUCUUGAACAAUUUCCAUUUCCACUUGAUGAUGAUUUUCGAGAUGAUUUUAAUCAACGAAAAAUUAUAUUAUAUGGUAUUUCAUUAAAAAGAGAUGAUGCUCAUAAACAAUUAAAAGCAAAUGUUCGUCAAUUAAGUUCAAUGUUUCGUUUAAAAAAUUGUAUUGAUACUUCAUCGUGUGUUCCUCCUUUUACACGCUCGAUACCCUAUGCAAAAUAUUAUCAAAUAAAAACAUCAUUAUUACAAUUAUCCUACCAUGAUCAAUAUUAUAUAACAAAUCGUGUUAGUAAACUUUUAUUAGAACGUAUAACGGCCUAUAUUGAACGACAAACACGUCGUUUACCAUGGCUAGAUGAUAUUGCAUUUUUAUUUGAAUUAAUGGAGAAAACAUUGAAUUUGUAUGGUCUCAUUCAAACAUGUGUAGAAUUAUUGAAAAUAUUUAGUCGUAUUGAAUCAAUGCAUGCUGUUAAAGCAUCACCGGGCAUCAGUAAUUAUGUAGCCGAACUCUACUUAGAAAUAACAAGUGUAUUUCGAUUCUAUACACCUAUAUUAAUAUUAACACCAGCAAAUAUGAUACAAGUAUUUGAAAAUUUAAUAACAAUAUGUGGAAAAAUUGUUGAUCCACAACGUACAACAUCUGUUGAACGAGCAUUAUUAAUGUUAAUGCAUGAUUUUUAUUCUUCUUGUCCAUAUUUAAAGUCAAAGUAUAGUGAAAAAGUACAACAAACAAUAACUUUAAUUAAAAAAGAACUCUAUGCACAAAAUACACAAAAUAAUAAACAAGAUCCACAUGCAAAUUUUAAAUGGGAUCCAAAUUUUUUUAUGAAAAUAAUCGAAUCACCAAGAUCAGCAUCGAAUGAAAUUCAAAUUGAUCGGACAUAUGCUAAACAACUAGAUGAAAGUUCACAAGCUCGAUGUAAUUUUGUUAUUAAUACAAUAAUUGCUGUUGCCAACUCAUCAUCAUUGACAUAUAUUCAUGAUAUGGGACAUCUCGCCACAGAGUUAACAUGUCAAGUAGCUUCGUUAAAUUCUGUAUGGUUAUUAGCAAUAAAAGCUCUUAGUUCAUGUACAAAUGUUAAUCGUCCACCAGGUACAGCUAAUAUUUACAGUGUAUUUGAUGAAUUAAACAAACGUGUCGAUACAAAUGAUUUAUAUGUUCAUAAUAAUUUAUCCGUUUUUAUAUCGAUAAUGAUUGCUCGACAUGCAUUUUCAAUUAACGAAUAUAUCAUUGUUGCUGUUCAAUCUGUUAUUAGUUCAUCACCAAAAACUAAUGGUGAACAAGAAAAUGAGCCUGGUACACGUUUUACAUGUCAUGUUUUAGAACAUUUAUUUAGUGCUAAUCAUAAUCCAUGGCAAAUGAUGAUUGCAUCACGUGAACGACGUUUAUUAGCGUCAAAUUAUCGUCUAAUUGCAUUUGGAGCAUUUUUAUGUGUGCUAAAAUCAUUACUGAUAUUAAAUCAAGCAUCAUUCAAAGAUAGUAAAAAAUAUUUGGAUCUAUGUAAAGAUAAAGCAUUGAAACAUAAAGAACAAAAUAAAUUUGAUAAUAAAGAUAUUAAUAGUCAAUUUCAAAACUAUUUUCGUCCAUGUCGUGAUCCUUAUCCAGAAGAACUAUCCGAUAUGGCAUUACGUGUAUUAAAUUCAUGUUGUGAUCAAGAUUGGAUACAAGAACGAUGUUUGAAAGAAUCUGAUACAUUGUGUAAUCAAACAAAUUUAUGUGAUAAAUUACUUGAAGAAGGACAAGCACAACAAUUGUUACGUCUUAUAUGUUAUAAAUCGAAUAAUGAAUUGAGACAACUCUCAUUUGAUAAAGGUACAAAAAAUAUUAUAUCAUCAUUAUUACUCAAUUUAAAUCAAUGGACAUUACGAUCAACAAUAUUAGAAUUAAAAUUGAUGUUAAAACAAUUAGAAUAUCGUGAACCAAAACAAACAGAACAUAGUAAUCAUUUAUUACAAUCAAUAGCAAGUGCAACUAUUGAACUAUUUCAACAUCAGACAGAAGGAAAAUAUACAGUGAAUAAUUUAACAAAUAAUAAUACUAGUACACCGAUAUUAUUUGAUCGAAAAGGUAUUUGGUUAAUAGCACCACUCAUUUCACGUUUACCAAAUAAUGUUCAAGGAAAAAUUUUACAAUUAGCUGGAAGUGUAUUAGAAAAUGGUAAUUCAAUGUUAAAUUCAACAAAAUCAAAAGCUGAUAAAGAAAAUCAAGUAUUAAGAAGUAUUUCAUUGUUAAGUCAUCAACCAUUUUUAUCGUUGGUAUUAUCAUGUUUGAAAGAUCAAGAUUCUCAACGUGUCGGUCUUUUGGAUUCAUUACGUGGACAAUUAGAACAAUUAUAUAAACAGGCUCCAAUUGUACAAGAUGAUCCGAAUAUGAAAGCAAUUAUAUUUGAAUCAUUACAACUUCGACUGAGUUUAAUUGGUGGAAUGUUUGAAACCAUUGUUCGUAAUCAUAAUUCAUCGAGCGAAUGGAUAUCGGUUUUAUCACAAUUAAUUGCAUCCGGUGUAAUUGAUACGAAAAAUAAUGAAAAAUUACUCAACACCGUUUUGGACAUGCUUGGUGUUCUCAUUCAUAGUCUGAUCCCAGCCGAAGGAUCCAUCGAAUCAAGUCGUGUUUAUAUCAAUUUAGUACGAAAAGUACGGAAAGAUCUUGGGGAACGAACAUCGGAGGCAUUAGAUGAAGUAAAGAGAUUCUUACCGUUACAGAAGACUUCAUUUGAAGUAUAUGUUGUUGAACCAUUCGAUGCUGUGAGCAACCGUCUAGUGAAUCAAGAAAUGAAAAAACAUGGUUUACAAGUGGCUCGGAAGGAGAAAGUUAUUAGUUGGGAAGCAAUUGAAGGUGUCAAAACACCAACAGCCAUUUGCUAUUCGUGGUUUUGUGCAAGAAAAACAGAACGAAAACGAUUACGUUAUGAAGAACAAUAUCGUCUACUAUUGAGACAUAAGCAUAUAUGUUUUGACCGUGCAUUAGGGUAUUUUAAGAAUCCACCUGACGUUCCAGCUGAAACAUUUGAAAAUGAUUUGGAGAUUGUUGAAAACAAACAAGUGACGAUUGAUAUAACACAAAAAUAUCAUCAACAGCAGCAGCAGCAACAACAACAACAACUGCAAGGUCGUCAAACAUCGGUGGACGUGAAAAAACGUGGGGGUGCAGCUGGUACGGGAACAACUCGAAAAAACUCUCGAUCACGUACUGCACGUGCACCAUCUGUUAUUCCGCAAAAUCCGCCUUAUCCAUCGGCUCCAACGCCUACUGUGGGUGCUGGUUAUCGCAAUCCACAAGAACCAUACGCUUGGUACAAUGGUCAACCACCAAAUAUGAUGACAAUGCAACCAGGACAACCAAAUAUUGUACCAACCUACGGACAAUCAACGAUGCCUCCAAAAACAGUUAUGCCAUCAUCUCGAAUGGCCAUGAAUCGUCCACCCUAUGUACAACCAACAAUGAAUGAACAACAAAUGAAUCCAAUUUUAAUGCCACCAGUAGCCAGACAAAUAUCAUCAAAAAGAAAACUUGAUCAAUCGUCAAUGUUUACUAAUGAAGCUUAUGGUACACCACCAAAGAUGCAAAUGUCAUCGGGUAAACUAUUGAGAGAAAAAAGAGCUGGGCAACAUCAAAAUCCAAUGAUGGUACCAGAACGUACCAUGAUGCAAGGGAAUUAUAAUCCAAAAAUGUACGCUCAAGCAGCACAAAUGCCCAGUAAUCAAUAUAUUAAUCAACAAAUGGUUUCCAAUCAAACAAAUAUGAUGCCUCAAGGUUACAAUACAAAUACUAUGAUGCAACAACAACAACAAAAUCCAUAUGGUAGAGCUACAAUGCAACAAAGUGGCAAUGUCCCUGUUGGUUCAUCCAUGAACAAUCAAAUGAUGGGUGGCGGUCAAGUAUGGCAAAAUCAAGUUCAAAAUCAAGUUCAACAACAGCAAACAGUUGUUGCGAAUGCCGCAACGGCUGCAAUAUAUUCACGUCAACAAACUUAUCCAAAUAAUAUGCAGCAAAAUCAAAUGGGUAGUGUACAAAUUGCGCAAGUAAGUCAGUUUAACUUUAAUUUAAACGAAGUACUAUACUAAUCCAUUUAUUUUUUUCUUCAUUAGCAACAACAACAGCAGCAGGCCGCACAAAAUCAACAAGCUCAACAGCAAUACUAUCGGACAACAAAUACUUUUCCUAAUUAGUUUCUUUUGUAAUAAGAAUUUCAAAAUGUCAGAUGUUUUGUUUUCUCUAUUUUGUUGCAGAUGUUAAUGGGGUUUCUUUUUUUGUAAUUCCAUCUGCGCUUUUUCUUACGAAAGAGAAUAUCAGCAACUAAUGUAUAUCACAAGUUGAAGAUAUUUUUUAUAAUUAUUAAUUUUUUUUAGAUUUUGUUUUUCUUUUAUUAACUUGUACAAUUUGUUCAAAACAAUCUAUUCUAUAUUGACAUUGCACUUAAUUGAGAUAAAAUAAGACUUAAUGUCAACAUUGCAUAAGUAGAGGCAGACUAAAUUAAAUGGAGAAAAUUGAUGAAUUCUCCUGCUAUUAUGAUAACUGUUCACGUUUAUGAAAGGAGAAGAACACAACUUCCCUUCAAAGGCACGAAUUUUAGUUUUAUUAUUAGUACAUAUAAAUUUUUUAAACCUUAAAAGUACAACUGAUCCAACAUUUCGAAGACUGACAGAGAGCAUCUACCUAAAUUAUUUCAAUGUGGGUUAGAGAAGUCCUUCUAGUAGUCCAUAUGAAUAUUUCCAUCGUAUAAUCUAAUGUCUAUUCUUUUGUCCAGCAAAAAAACAAUUACAUAAUAAAAAUAACAACUAGUUGAACACACAUUAUCGCUGGGAUUACAGAGAUAGCACUAGCGGUUCUUUAGUCUCAAGUUUUAAAAACAGGUUUGUAUCCAUUGUUGGUAUGUUGCUGUGCGAAUUUAGUAAUAUCUUUCAGGUCACUAGAAUAUUUUUGUUUUAAAACACAGAUAUUAUCAGCAAAAGCAGUUAAUAUCACUUUUUUUGCGUGAGAAUGACCUGGAGUGGCAUUUAAACUAAAUAUUUGACUUCACUAAGACAUAGUCAUCUUUUCCCAGUCUGUUAAUUUGGCCAAAAUUUUUUUGAAAAGAGUAUUAUACGAUAAAACUAAAUAAAAAUUCUAUUAGCCAUCUUUUUUCUCUUUUUUUCACUAGAGAGAUAGCACCAUACCUAAAAAACGCACUCAUGAAAAAAUCGAGGGAUGUUUACACACUUUUUAAAUUCUUUUUAAGCGAACAAACAAGGAUGUCUAUUUUACUGUAUGCCUUCCACGCACUCUUUAUUUACGUCUAUUCUGUGCUUGUCUACACAGGAUUUGACAAAUAUUAUCCAUGAAACAUCUGUCCAGUAAACCGGUAAUGAACAUAUUUUUACAAUUAAACUGCUGUGUAUCUUAUCUAUACGACAAAAAUGAGAGAUUUCAAAAGAGUUAUUUUCUCCGUUGUAGGUGAGAACACUAUGCCUUUCAAUACUAUAACUCAGCGACAAAACGAAUUGUACAGUGAGUAGACAUCGUCCACCUGAUGUUUUUCAUCCAUUUAAAAUUUAGGAUCUGUUGGUAUACAAUAUGUGCUUGUUUUAUCAACUCGAUCAGAUAGCGAUAGUUUUCAUCUUUUUUAGUCAACCUUCAUGUAUAUUGAAUUAUUAAAUUUAUUCACAAGGAGUGAUGUUCUUGAAAUCCUUUGAAGUACAAUGAAAAUUUGAUCUUUCUACUCAGCCUAUUGAGUUUUUCCGUAUUUGUCAUGGAGCUAUUCACUUUUACAUUUUGUAAUAAAAUACUGAAUAAACUUUCUGAAGCGAUUCAGAACAUAUCAUAAACUAUUGGAUCUUGUAGGAGGUACAAAAGUUAUGAGAAAAAUGAGAAGAGGACACUUAAAGUAUGAAGAAAAUUUCUUUUGCACUAUCUGUUAUCGUACUUCUCGUCUUUUUAAUUUGUUGAUUAAAAAGAAAAGAAUAGAUGAGAGUAUAAUCAAUUAAUACGUACAGUACAUUUACUACAGAGUUAACACUGUCUGAACAAAACAGGAGCUGUUUAAUGGCUGAUUCGUAAUAAAAAUCAGUAAAAUCAGUGAAAAAGAUUAUUAAAACUUGUUUAGUUGCUUUAUUGAAUUUCAAGUACGACAUUUGUUCAAGCUCAAUGUAUCUAAGUAAUAGAUGAUAUUAUAAGGAGAAAGAUUUUUCUUAACGAUCAUCAAAAAACGGGCGACUCCGAUUCCGACAUAGAUUAACUGUACAAAUACUCGCUUUGUUAGACUACCCACUGAAAAAAAUAAUCAAAAUUCAUGCAGGAUCCCGCAGGACUUUGCGCAGGAUCCCGCGGGUUAUCAGUAUUAAAAUAUCUGGCGAUGUUUCUUACCUUUACGCAGGAUUUUUAUACUGUC